Molecule: messenger RNA, 3342 nt
Organism: Talaromyces atroroseus
Lineage: Eukaryota; Fungi; Ascomycota; Eurotiomycetes; Eurotiales; Trichocomaceae
Exons: 1
Coding region: 1-3342 (1113 amino acids)
Biological process (GO): copper ion homeostasis; monoatomic cation transport
Cellular component (GO): membrane
Molecular function (GO): ATP binding; copper ion binding; P-type divalent copper transporter activity
Source: RefSeq, a predicted model, not a curated record
AUGUCCCUCGAUCAGGAAUCUCACGAUGAGGACAGCAGCUCGUCAACUUUGAAUGAAAGCCUUACAGCCCCCUUAAUUAGCUUAGUCGAGAGUGGUGAUGUUGAGGGUAAUGUUAUUCAAAGUUAUUCACAUACAGUCGUCAUGCCGCAGCUUUUGCAACCUCAGUCUAAUUUUCAGAAGUUCUCUGCUCUCAUCAGCAUUGGAGGUAUGAGUUGUGCAGCAUGUGCUAACUCAAUUAUGAAUUGUGUUAGCCAGCUCAAAUUUGUGGAUGAAAUCACUGUCAACAAUCUCACCCAUAAUGGAACAGUUCGUUGGACCGGAGCACGAUCAGACAUUCACAAGGUUAUUGAGCAGAUAGAAGACAUGGGAUUUGAGGCAAUCCUUGACCAUGUCAAUAGCAAAGCAGUUUCGGCCCGCAGCAACCAGAAUUUAUUUCUUGUUGAUUUGGCCGUCAGUGGCUUAACUUGUGGCUCAUGUGUGGAGAGCAUUACACGAGGACUUCAAAGCUUGCCUUUUGUUACGAAUGUGGCCAUCAACUUUCUAUCCCAUAGCGGAAAAGUAGAGUUUGAAGGCAGAGAGAAUUCCGAUCAAGUCAUCGCGAAGAUUGAGGAUUUGGGAUACAACGCUUCAAUCCACAGCAUAUCUCCAGUCAACUCGGAUACUGAUCUAGACACACCCACCGGUUCUAGAACUACAUCCAUCCUCAUCAAUGGCAUGUUUAAUGUCCGUUGUGUGGGCCUGAUCCUUGACUCCUUGAGUGAUAUAUCAGGUCUCCAGGUUCAAGAGAUCCCGUCACUCGAGAAUCCAAUUAUUACAAUUACAUAUUUUCCGCGACCUCCUUCCCUCACUGUUCGAACUAUCUUGAAUUCUAUUGACUCUGUCGAUAAGUCCAUUCAUUCUGAGGUCUACCACCCGCCAACUAACGAGGAGCGAUCUCGAGCCAUGCAAAAGCAAGCCCGGCAUCAGUUGCUCGGGCGUCUUUUCUUUGUCUUCCUCAUUGCUAUUCCCACGUUUCUAGUUGGGAUGGUAUUCAUGAGUUUCGUAUCCCCUGAAAACAAAUUUCGGCGCUAUUUGGAGCAGCCCAUGUGGCUGCAAAUUACCCUCAUGGACUGGGCACUGCUGCUUUUAACAACGCCUGUCAUGUUUUAUGGGGCAGAUUUGUUUCAUAAGCGAGCAUUCAAGGAAGUAUAUGCACUAUGGCGGCCUGGAAGUUCCACUCCCCUGGGGCAGAGGUUCUAUCGCUUUGGUAGCAUGAAUCUUUUGAUUUCGGCUGGCACGGCAGUGGCUUAUGUGGCUUCAUUGAUUUCACUUAUAUUUGAUGCAUCCUAUGGUACAGCACCUGAUCAACGCCGCUCGACCUGUUUCGACUCGGUAGUGUUCUUAACCCUUUUCAUUCUUGCCGGACGCUGCUUGGAAACGUACAGCAAAGAACGGACCGAUGAUGCAGUUGCUUCUUUGGGUAAAUUACUUCCUUCCGAGGCAUUUCUCGUGGAGAACGCAGGAGAACGCGGGUCGGAGCGGUUGCAAAGCAUUAGUAUCCAUCUUUUGGAAGUUGGCGAUGUCGUUAGCGUUCCCCAUGGCUCAUCACCAUCGGCAGAUGGGAUCAUUCUUGGUGACGGCGCCUAUCAGUUUGACGAAAGCUCUCUGACCGGAGAGUCUACUUCAGUGAAAAAGGAAGCAGGUGACCAAGUCUUCGCUGGUUCGAUCAAUGUUGGUUCGCCCGUGCACGUGCGGCUCACUGGCGUAGGCGGUCUUUCGAUGCUUGAUCAAAUAAUCACCGUUGUUCGUGAAGGCCAGAGCAAACGAGCAUCCAUAGAGAGAGCUGUCGAUACUCUGACAGCCCAUUUUGUUCCGGUUAUCACCCUCAUCGCAAUUAUUACAUUCAUCACCUGGGUUACGUUGGCAUUAUCUGGAGUCCUGCCCACCGACUUCCUCGAUUCCACUCACAUGGGAUGGACAUUUUGGAGCCUGGAGUUCGCUAUCGCAGUUUUUGUAGUUGCUUGUCCAUGUGGCUUGGCUCUUGCAGCACCUACGGCGCUGUUCGUCGGUGGAGGAGUUGCAGCCCGACAUGGUAUUCUGGUCCAAGGAGGCGGCGAAGCAUUUCAGGAGGCGAGUCGGCUAAAUGCCGUAGUUUUCGAUAAAACCGGUACACUCACGGACAGUGGGAGUCUCCAUAUCAGCGACUAUGAGGUGCUCACUGGUGAUAUGGCGCAACUCUCUGUCGCGUGGAACGUCGCCCAAGGUCUAGAGGAACAGAGCAAGCAUCCAAUCGCCACUGCAGUCCGCCAGUUUUGUCAGCAGAAAGAAGCGCCUUCUGUGCAAAUUCUUGAGUCCGACAUCCACGAAAUCGCUGGCCAUGGUAUGCAAGGUACUUUCACUCUGACUCUCGAUAAUGAGGGGCAAAAUGAUGGUUCGCCGCCGAGUGUCUGCUAUGAAGCAGCUAUUGGCAACGAACGGCUGCUACAGAGACUAUCACCGGCCAACACGGACACUUAUUAUCUAUCAUCACUUCUUGCAAAAUACCAAACAGCAGGGAAAUCUGUUGCAAUACUUUCACUCCGUCGAUGCGCCCCUCAGGAAGCUUCAGAGCGUCCUCCAUUUGUGCCAGUUGUUGUAUUCGCUAUAUCUGAAUCCAUCCGACCAGAUGCGGCACGCGUCGUUGCAAAGCUUCAAAGCCGACAGGUCGAUGUCUUCAUGUGCACAGGAGAUAAUGAAACGACUGCUCAUGCGGUUGCUGAUACCUUGGGAAUUCCUCGUACCCAUGUAAUGGCAAACGUCUUGCCAACUGAAAAGGCGGAUUUCGUGCAUCAGGUACAGGAAGGCUCACUUGAGCUGCAAUCCGACUCAGUCAGAAAAAGCAGAAAGGGAUGCCCUUCGCGGUCGAUAGUUGCCUUCGUUGGUGACGGGGUCAACGACGCGCCAGCGCUUGCAGCUGCCGAUGUCAGCGUUGCCAUGGCCUCUGGUUCGGAUGUAGCAAUUAGCUCUGCAAGCUUCAUACUUCUCAACUCAGAUAUCAGCAACAUCCUUGAGCUUGUUCUUUUGAGUCGUCGAGUGUUUCGUCGCGUCAAGCUCAACUUCUGCUGGGCACUUGUGUACAACGUGUGUCUAAUCCCGAUUGCAGCCGGAGUGUUGUAUCCAAUCGUCAUCGGUCAGACAGAGCGAGUAAUCGAUGGCAGAACAGUGCUGGUCGAUAGACAUUUCCGACUGAGUCCAGUCUGGGCCGCCUUGGCUAUGGCACUCAGUAGUAUCUCGGUGGUAUGCAGCAGCCUUGCUCUCGGAGUCGAAACGAGGCAUGUUAAGCGGUUUAUCAACCAGAUUUUCAAAAGAAAGACUCGGAGAUAG